Uranotaenia lowii is the source of this 3863-nucleotide messenger RNA. Its product is annotated as xanthine dehydrogenase/oxidase-like. The coding region runs from base 3 to 3863 and encodes 1286 amino acids. Lineage: Eukaryota; Metazoa; Arthropoda; Insecta; Diptera; Culicidae. Gene Ontology annotation, molecular function: FAD binding; 2 iron, 2 sulfur cluster binding; oxidoreductase activity. The transcript has 8 exons. The record is from RefSeq and is a predicted model, not a curated record.
AAAUGUUCUCAACGUUGAGUUCUUACAUUUGGGGCGAGCAAACGGACUUAAGCCCUUUAGAAGAAGUUACAUUCACAAUAAACGGAAAAUCUUAUACAGUGAACAGCAAAUCGGUUCCGGUGGAAACCUCGCUGAACACAUUCAUCCGAAACCAUGCUCAUCUGACCGGAACCAAGUUCAUGUGCCUAGAGGGCGGUUGUGGAGUAUGUAUCGUCAACAUCUGCGGAAUCCACCCGGUAACGAAGGCAAAAACAUCAUGGGCUGUCAAUUCGUGUCUUUUUCCGGUGUUCGCUUGCCACGGAGCGGAUAUCUUGACGGUCGAAGGUAUCGGUGGCAAGAAGGAAGGCUACCAUCCGGUUCAGAAGGUUCUAGCGCACUUUAACGGAGCUCAGUGUGGAUAUUGUUCACCCGGUAUGGUUAUGAAUAUGUAUAGUUUGUUGGACGCCAAGAAGGGUCAAGUAUCGAUGAAGGAAAUCGAAAACUCUUUCGGUGGAAACAUCUGUCGCUGUACCGGAUAUCGACCGAUUUUGGAUGCGUUCAAAUCGUUGGCCGUUAAUGCCGAUCAGAAGUUGCUGGAUGUUUGCAAGGACAUUGAGGACUUGACGAUUUGUCCUAAGACUGGAGAUGCUUGUGCGGGAAAGUGUUCGGUUGCUGGAAGCAUCUCUGAAACUAAGAGAUCCGUCCACAUGGUGUUUGCUGAUGGAUCUGAAUGGUACAAAGUGUACAAUAUUGCUGCUAUAUUUGAAAUAUUCGAUAAAAUAGGAGAGCGUCCUUACAUGUUGGUUGGAGGAAAUACUGCUCAUGGUGUGUAUCGACGUAGUCCUGACCUUCAAGUGUUCAUCGACAUAAACGCCAUCGAUGAGUUGAAUGCCUACGACAUAGGAAAUGAGCUGACUGUAGGAGGCAACGUGUCCCUCACGGAGUUCAUGAGCAUACUUGAUAAGGCUGCUAAGAAAAACAACAAUUUCAGCUAUUGCAAAGGGAUGUUAAAGCACGUAGAUUUGGUUGCCAAUGUACCAGUUAGAAAUACUGGUACAAUUGCUGGAAAUUUGAGCAUCAAAAAUCAACACAACGAAUUUCCAUCCGAUAUCUACAUACUUUUGGAAGGAGUCGGAGCCUCUUUGGUGAUAGCUGAGGCAGGAGGCAAGGUGUCCAAUGUUGCUCCUCAGGACUUCAUUUCGAUGGACAUGAAUAAGAAAGUGAUCAAAAGUGUGAUCCUUCCAAGCCUAGAUCCCAGCGUAUAUCUGUUCAGAUCCUUCAAGGUUAUGGGCCGCGCUCAAAACGCCCAUGCUUAUGUCAACGCUGCUUUUCUGAUUAAAUUGAAUGCAGAUAAAUCGAAAAUAGAGUCCGCUAGAAUAUACUUCGGAGGAAUUAACCCUAGUUUCACCCACGCUUCAGCGACUGAAGAUUUACUGAAAGAUAAAGCCCUAUUCGACAAUAACACCAUUCAAGCUGCGAUGAACUCCUUGGCCGGUGAGCUUAACCCUGACUGGGUCCUGCCGGACGUCUCCGAUGAGUAUCGGAAAAAUCUAGCCAUCUCACUGUUCUAUAAAGCGGUACUAAGCUUGGCAGCCGAAGGUUGGGGUCCGGUAAAGCCGGAGUUCAAAUCCGGAGGCUACGUUCUGAAGCGUCCUAUAUCUUCGGGUCAGCAAUCGUACGCAACCUACAAGAAAAAUUGGCCCUUAACGAAAAAUGUCCAGAAGGUGGAAGCCCAAGUUCAAACGGCUGGAGAAGCGAAGUUUAUCAACGAUAUCGAUCCGAUUCCGGGACAGCUUUGGGGGGCAUUUGUUCUGGCAACACAUGUUCACUCAAAGAUCGCGAAAAUAGACGCUUCGGAUGCUUUGAAAAUCCCUGGCGUAGUCGCGUUCUUUUCGGCCAAAGAUAUUCCUGGCUCGAACAACUUCAUGCCGCUAGAGUACGGAAAUGUCGAAGUAGAUGAAAUAUUCUGUGGUCGGGAGGUUAAGUUCAAUGGUCAAGCUGCCGGGUUGAUAGUAGCCGAAACGUUCGACAAAGCGCAAUUAGGCGUGCGAGCUGUCAAUAUUACCUACGAGAAGAGCAAUAACCGUGCGGUGUAUGCGACGUUGAAGUCGGUGAUGGAAGUUGAUGCGCAAAAUCGAUUCUUCGAUGUUGGCAAUAGAAACAAAGAGCAGAUCUUGGAGCAAAUUGUGGCUGGUAACAAAACAAUCGCAGGAAGAUUCAUGCUGGGCAAUCAGCCUCAUUUCAGUAUGGAAACACAGUGUUGUGUGUGUAUUCCAAUCGAAGAUGGCCUGGAUGUAUAUUCGUCUACCCAAUGGAUGGAUCUGUCACAAGCUGCUAUUUCUCAAGCACUGAAGAUUCCUGAACAUCGUGUAAAUCUUUAUGUUCGAAGAUUGGGAGGUGGUUACGGUGGAAAAAUUUCUCGAUCCUCACAAAUUGCUUGCGCUUGUGCUUUGGCAGCUUACUUUUUGCGACGUCCUGUUAGAUUGAUUUUGACAUUAGAAACCAAUAUGUCGACCAUUGGGAAAAGAAUGGGCGCUAUUAGCGAUUAUUCAGUCGAUGUUGAUGGCCAAGGCCGUAUUAUAAAGUUAGUCAACAAUUUCGCUCAGGACUAUGGAACGACACUCAAUGAAGGAGUAACAUCAGCGGCCGAAGCAGCGUUUCAGAACUGCUAUAACAACAGCGCCUGGAAAGUUUCAGGAAAAGCCGUAAAAACGGAUGCACCCAGUAAUACCUAUUGUAGAGCCCCUGGAACAACUGAGGGAGUUGCCAUGGUCGAAAACAUCAUGGAGCAUAUCGCUAACGAAACGGGACUGGAUCCUUUGGAAGUUCGUAUGGUGAAUUUGGCAAACGAUAGCAAGAUCAAACAAUUGCUACCUGCUUUCCGUAAGGACGUAGAGUUUGACGAUCGCAAAAAAGCGAUCAAUGAAUUCAACAGCAACAAUCGUUGGAAGAAACGAGGAAUUGCUAUUGUUCCCCUUCAAUACGUUCUUAGUUACUAUGGACAGCUGAAUUGUAUCGUUUCAAUUUUCGGUUUAGACGGAUCUGUUGCCAUUACCCAUGGAGGCAUUGAAAUGGGUCAAGGGUUAAAUACUAAAGUUAUCCAGGUGGUAGCUUACGCACUUGGGAUUCCGAUGGAAAACAUCAGCGUGAAGCCUUCGGCUAACUACACUUCUCCAAACGCAUCCCUUGCCGGAUAUUCCACAACCAGUGAAGCCGUUUGUUAUGCUGCCAAAAAAGCUUGCGACAUGCUCCUGGCCCGACUAAAACCCUUCCGCGAUAGUAACCCAUCUGCGAACUGGCUUAAUAUCGUCCAACUGGCUGCACUGAAAAACGUUGACCUCUGUGCAGAAGCUCAAUGGAACCAGAGCGAUACGAAACAGUACCUGAUCUAUGGGCUCACCUGUGCUGAACUGGAAGUAGACAUCCUUACCGGAAACGUUCAGAUAAGGCGUGUCGACAUCUUAGAAGACACAGGAGAAAGUAUGAGUCCCGGCAUCGAUAUCGGCCAAAUCGAGGGAGCAUUUGUGAUGGGAAUCGGGUACUACCUUACUGAAGCGCUCGUUUGCGAUAGUACAACUGGGGAACUGCUCACCACGCGUACCUGGAACUUCAAGCCUCCGGGAGCGAAGGAUAUUCCGAUCGACUUCCGGGUGAACUUUCUGCGUAACAGUAGCAAUUCUAAUGGGGUACUAAGAUCAAAGGCUACCGGAGAGCCUCCGAUGAAUAUGUCGGUGGUGGUUCUUUUCGCCUUGAGGUAUGCCUUGAUGUCUGCCAGGAAAGAUGCAGGAUUAGGGAACGAUUGGAUUCCUCUAGGGUCGGGUACUACACCGGAUCAGGUGUACCUGUUGGCCGGGAACUCAAUCGAGCAAUAUAAAAUGGAUUAA